CUUCAUAAAUCAUAAUUAACAGUAUUACAGUAACAUCUCUUAUUCACUAAAAUUUUCCAUAAACCAACCAUGAGUUUUACAAAUGUCAAUUAUCCAGCUUCAGAUGUAAUUUUUACAGAAGAGCAAGAAGCUCUUGUGGUUCAAUCUUGGAAUGUCAUGAAAAAGAACUCUGCUGAAUUGGGUCUAAAGUUGUUCUUGAAGAUCUUUGAGAUUGCACCAACAGCAAAGAAAAUGUUUUCUUUUGUAAGGGAUUCGGACGUUCCCUUGGAGCAGAAUCAAAAACUCAAAGGCCAUGCUAUGUCUGUUUUUGUCAUGACUUGUAAAUCAGCAGCUCAGCUUAGAAAAGCUGGAAAGGUUACUUUUGGUGAAUCUAGCUUGAAACAUAUGGGUUCUGUCCACUUGAAAUAUGGAGUUGUAGAUGAACAUUUUGAGGUGACACGAUUUGCGUUACUCGAAACGAUAAAAGAGGCAGUGCCGGAGAUGUGGUCACCGGAGAUGAAGAAUGCUUGGGCUGAAGCUUUUAAUCACCUAGUGGCUGCUAUUAAGGCUGAAAUGCAGCGUUUAUCUACUCAACCUUAAGUAGAACUUGAACAACAUGCUUUUUGAUAAUAAGGAAGGAUCAUUUCUGAAGAAGUAAUCUUUGUUUUGAUGUAUCAUGUAUAUCUUAUUUAAUAUGGUGUGGGAUGAGAUUGAUUUGUACGUACAUGUCUUCUUUGAAAAUUGUAACGUAUUGUUGUCUACGACUUUUUUAUCAUUAUUAAGGAUGUCUUGGCGUAGUGGUUAAGAUUGAGGUAAUGUAAAUAAUAGGUCACAGAUUUGAAUCACCCUCUUCUUUAUUUGUACUGCCUUCGUGGCUUAUACGAAUAAUAAUAAAAAGACUUCCUUAUCA
This is a messenger RNA of Beta vulgaris subsp. vulgaris (sugar beet), 889 nucleotides long. RefSeq names its product non-symbiotic hemoglobin 1-like. Lineage: Eukaryota; Viridiplantae; Streptophyta; Magnoliopsida; Caryophyllales; Amaranthaceae. The record is from RefSeq and is a predicted model, not a curated record. Gene Ontology annotation, molecular function: heme binding; oxygen binding. Bases 70 to 579 code for a protein of 169 amino acids. The transcript is spliced from 5 exons.